Molecule: messenger RNA, 2907 nt
Organism: Microthlaspi erraticum
Lineage: Eukaryota; Viridiplantae; Streptophyta; Magnoliopsida; Brassicales; Brassicaceae
Source: the annotation of a GenBank genome assembly
AUGAUGCCGGAGCUAGGAAGAAGGCCGAUGCUUAGAGGUAACGAAGAUUCGUCUUUUGGGGAUGAUUACGAGAAGGAGAUUGGAGCUUUGCUCGGAGAGCAGCAGCUACGCCACGGAGAAGCUGAUGAGCUUGAGAGAGAGCUUAACUUGUACAGAAGCGGCUCUGCUCCGCCGACUGUGGACGGUUCCAUGAGUGCCGCCGGAGGGAUUUUCAGCGGCGGAGGUGGAGGUGGGGCUCCUUUUAUGGAGUUUGGUGGGGCCAAUAACGGAAAUGGGUUUGGGUUGGACGAUGAUGAGUUUAGGAAAGAUCCAGCUUACUUGUCUUAUUACUUUGCUAAUAUGAAGCUGAAUCCGAGGUUGCCUCCUCCAUUGAUGUCUAGAGAGGAUAUGAGAGUUGCUCAGAGGGUUAGAGGGAGUAGCACCGUGUUGGGUGGUAUUGGGGAUCGGAGGAAAGUGAAUGAGAGUCGGUCUUUGUUCUCUAUGCCGCCUGGUUUUGAACAGAAUCCGAUGAAGCAGCAGCAGCAGCACGAGUUCGAGCCUGAGCAAACUAAUGCUUCUUCUUCUGAGUGGGAUGCUAAUGGUCUUAUUGGUUUGCCUGAUUUGGGUCUUGGAGGCAAGCAGAAGAGUUUUGCUGAUAUCUUUCAGGCUGACAUGGGGCAUCCCGUUGCACAGCAGCCUUCACGUCCUGCAAGUCGUAAUGCCUUUGAUGAAAAUGUUGACUCCGCUAAAAACCUGUCUCCAUCUGCAUCUCAAGCAAUUGGUGCGCCUUCUUCUUACAGCUACGCAGCUGUUCUUGGUUCUUCGUUGUCUAGAUCCGGUACUCCAGAUGCACAUGCCAUUGCCAGGGUGCCUAGUCCCUGCCUUACUCCCAUUGGAAGUGGGAGAGUAAGUUCAAAUGAUAAGAGGAACACAAGUAAUCAAAGCCCAUUCAACGGUGUUACAUCUGGUCUCAACGAGUCUUCUGACCUUGCCGCUGCUUUAUCUAGCAUGAACCUGUCAGGCACUGACCGGUUAGAUGAACAGGAUCUUGAAAAUGUCAGGAUGUUUGGACUGCAAGUUGGGCAUAACGAAGUCAAUCAUUACGGGUUCCCAAACAAAUCUGAUCAUGCACAUAAGGCAACUGGUUCAUACAGGAACUCACAAUUAAGAGGGCCUGCAUAUAAUAAUGGUGGAGGUGGACUACCUGGUCCGUACCAGCAUCUUGAUAACCCAAACUAUUACCCUUUAAAUCCAUCUGUAGCUUCUAUGAUGGCUAGCCAGCUUGGGAAUAGUAACUACUCUCCAAUGUAUGAUGAUGUUUCUGCGGCAUCCGCUUUAGGCUUUUCUGGAAUGGACUCCAGACUUCAUGGGGGUGGUUUUUCUGGUCAAAAUCUCUCUGAAUCACGUAAUCUUGGGAGGAACGGUAAUCGAAUGAUGGGAGGAGGUGCAGGCCUUCAGUCACAUAUGGCAGACCCAAUGUAUCAUCAGUAUGCUGACUCGCUUGAUCUUCUUAAUGAUCCUCUAAUGGACAGGAGCUUUAUGGGUAAUAAUAAUGGAUAUCUGAAUAUGCUUGAGCUUCAGAGGGCAUAUCUCGGAGCUCAGAAAUCACAGUAUUGCGUGCCUUACAAAUCCGGGAGCCCUAACAGCCAUAGCUAUUAUGGGAGUCCAACGUUUGGGUCUAAUAUGUCAUAUCCUGGUAGCCCUUUGGCUCAUCAUGUCAUGCAAAACCCUCUCAUGGCACCUUGUAGCCCUAUGAGACGAGGUGAAGUUAAUAUGCGAUAUCCCUCUGCAACAAGGAACUAUCCGGGAAUGGGUUAUAUGGAUAGUCAUGGUAGUUUGGAUGAAGGCUUUGGAUCUUCACUGCUUGAAGAGUUUAAGAGUAACAAGACAAGAGGAUUCGAACUUUCUGAGAUAGCUAGUCAUGUUGUAGAGUUCAGUGCGGAUCAAUAUGGGAGCCGGUUUAUUCAGCAGAAGCUCGAGACAGCAACAACUGAUGAGAAAAACAUGGUCUAUGAGGAGAUCAUGCCGGAAGCCCUUGCCCUGAUGACUGAUGUUUUUGGAAACUAUGUUAUUCAGAAGUUCUUUGAGCAUGGACUCCCGGCGCAAAGGAGAGAAUUAGCUGAGAAGCUCUUUAACAAUGUGUUGCCUCUUAGCUUACAGAUGUAUGGCUGUCGAGUCAUCCAAAAGGCAAUUGAGGUGGUUGAUCUAGACCAGAAGAUUAAGAUGGUGAAAGAACUUGAUGGACAUGUGAUGCGAUGCGUACGCGAUCAGAAUGGGAACCAUGUGGUCCAGAAGUGCAUCGAGUGUGUGCCUGAAGAAAACAUCGAAUUCAUUAUUUCGACUUUCUUCGGUCAAGUUGUGACUCUCUCCACUCACCCAUAUGGGUGCCGUGUUAUUCAGAGGGUAUUGGAGCACUGCCAUGACCCGGAUACGCAGAGUAAGGUUAUGGAAGAAAUCCUCUCCACUGUUAGUAUGCUGGCUCAAGAUCAGUAUGGAAACUAUGUUGUUCAGCAUGUACUGGAGCAUGGAAAGCCUGAUGAGCGUACUGUGAUCAUUAAGGAGUUAGCCGGGAAGAUUGUUCAGAUGAGUCAACAAAAGUUUGCAUCAAACGUUGUUGAGAAAUGUUUGACUUUUGGAGGUCAAGAGGAACGGGAGUUGCUUGUGAAUGAGAUGCUGGGCACAACUGAUGAAAACGAGCCUCUUCAGGCGAUGAUGAAGGAUCAGUUUGCAAACUAUGUAGUGCAGAAAGUUCUGGAGACAUGUGAUGACCAACGCCGUGAGCUGAUCCUUACUCGUAUCAAAGUGCAUCUUAAUGCGUUGAAGAAGUACACUUAUGGGAAGCAUAUCGUUGCACGUGUUGAAAAACUUGUUGCUGCUGGAGAGAGGAGGAUGGGUAUGCAGUCGCUAAACCAGCCUCAGGUGGCGUAA